This is a messenger RNA of Owenia fusiformis, 721 nucleotides long. The record is from the annotation of a GenBank genome assembly. NCBI's taxonomy places the organism in Eukaryota, Metazoa, Annelida, Polychaeta, Sabellida, Oweniidae.
GGUUGAUAUCAGUCUACAACAGAGAGCAACGGUGUAACCGUAACAUUAGUUCACGAUAACACAAUGGCCGCGUUGUGGAUUCUGAUGCUUGGUGUCACUGUUUUCAUGGAUGUCGCAGCUGGAUUGCAUUUGAAGACAAUUUGCUCCGAAAAUGUUAUGUUUCGGUCGAAGAAUUUGCCAAACUAUAGUAUGAGAGUAACUUAUGGCGGCAAGGGUUAUAUCAUCGCCACCAAUCCCGUAACCCAAAAAAAGUUAGAGGAAGAAGACCCAAACAUAAACAUGUGGGCGUUAGAGAGUCCAGGCCUAACGGGGGUUUCUGGUACUGUUUCUUUAGCGUGGAAAGGAAAACCAGGAUUCUAUCUCCGACAUAUCAAUGGCUUGCUACAAAUUGAUAGCAAAGACGCCCCGGCUAAUCCUGACUUUUUCUUAAAAGAUGCGACGUUCAUAUACAAGAAGGACUGGGUUUUCCCAGGAUACGACGCCUUCCAGUCUUCAAACUAUCCCAGGCAAUUCAUACGGCAUCAGAACUUCCGCCUGAAACUUCAAACAUAUGAUGGAUCGUCGUUAUUCAAGAACGAUGCCAGCUUUAAAAAAGUUUUGGGAAAAGAGCAGUGUGAGAAGGUUCCAGCUCCCGUGUAAGAUUGAUCAGUUUCUCGGAAGAGACAAAAAUACUUUCACAUGUUGAUAAACCUACCUAUUUCUCUUUGAUUUAAUCUUUAGC